UGAUGUUGUUUAGGUGCAGAAAAAACACUCCUGCUUGUUCAGACACCAGUCUGUCCACCAGGGGGCAUCACAGGGUCACUCAUCUCAGUCCAGGGUUCUGCUCCUCCAGCUCUCCUCACUUGUUCAGAUGUUCUUCAUUGUUCGGUUCAUCUGUUCGUCUGUCUCCGUCUGACCGACAGCAUGAAGGAACUGAGUCACUUUCUGGUUCUGAUGUGUGUUUGUUGUGUUGGUCUUGUGUGUGGUUGGCACGACUUGGACAACAGCGAGUACGACUGCUGGCCUCUGCAGGGACCCAACGAGUUCAACAUGAUCGACUGUGGAGGUCUGGAGAUGGCGUGGGUGGUCCGUCCUCCAGAGCUGGUGAAGAGCGGGGAGGUCUUCAGCGUCACAUAUUCUGUCACGGCCCGCGACUCCUUCUACGACUGGGCAAUCACAAACAGCAUCUUCACUCAGAGUUAUAUAACAGACGCAGCUUCAGCUCGGAGGUUCUGUGAACAUCAGGAGUGUCCCACAAACUGGAAAGACGCCAACGGAGAGAACUGCUGCAUCCAUCACGCUAACAUCCACUCCUGUCCUCUGGGAUACAUGGCAUCAGAGAGCAUCUGUGGGCCCUGGAUCCCUGACGAUGGAAAAAUCUUCACCCACACCAUCUCCACCUCUGGCAGGAUGACCCAGACCAACUGGACAUCCAAGGUGGUUCUGCUUCAUGCCGGCUUGACCUCCCUCAUUGCUCACAUACGAGUUGGGAUCAUGCAAGCUGCCCUGGAGGCCAAGAGCACUGUGCUGCCAGCUGUGGUUUGUGGGAACGAUGUCUGUGAGGACGGGGAGCUUUGCUCCACCUGUCCAGCCGACUGUGGCGAUUGCCCCAUGAGCCUGAGCACCAAAAUGGCCAUCGGCCUGCCGCUCAGCCUGGUCUGCCUGUCCUUCAUCCUCACUGCAGUGUGGCUGAGGUACCAGAAGGAGAAGCUGCUGUGGGACGAGAGCUGGAUCAUCGAUUUCUCAAAGAUCAAACAAGAUCAGGAAGCACGAAUGACCAUGGGCAGUAUAAUGAGCGUCCCAGUGGGGCACAGUGACAGCAACACCAGCUGUCUAACUGGGCUCAACUCCUGUACAGGACAGGCUGGAACCCGGAGGACUCCAUUCAUCUGCACCGGGAUAUAUGACGGCAGGACCGUGGCCAUCAAGAGAAUCCAGACGAAGAUGUUCUCACUGUCCAAAACCAUCAGACAAGAAGUCAAACAAGUCAGGGAACUGGAUCACCCCAACCUCUGCAAGUUCAUUGGAGGGUGCAUUGAGGUACCAAACAUUGCCAUCAUAACAGAGUAUUGCCCAAAGGGAAGCCUCAACGACGUCCUUCUUAACGAGGAGAUCCCACUCAAUUGGGGCUUCAGGUUCUCCUUCGCCUCGGACAUCGCCAGAGGGAUGUCGUAUCUCCACCAACACAAGAUCUGUCACGGCCGGCUGAAGUCUCUGAACUGUGUCUUAGAUGACCGCUGGGUCUGCAAGAUCACAGAUUAUGGACUGAGGAUGUACCGCAGAGACGAUGGAACCGAGCCGCUGACUACUUAUCAGCAGAGACUCAUGGAGGUGUACAUGCCACCCGAGUUCCAGAACUCCAACAUGGAACCAACCCUGGCUGGAGAUGUGUUCAGUUAUUCCAUAAUUCUCUUGGAGAUAGCGACUCGGAAUGACCCCGUCCCCGCAGAAGAGUCCAGUCUGGAGUGUGCCUGGUGUCCUCCUCUCCCAGAACUGAUCUCCAGUAAAACCGACAACACCUGCCCCUGUCCCGCCGACUACGUUGAUCUGAUUCGUCGGUGCCGCUCCCAUAACCCCGCCCACCGGCCCACCUUUGAGCAGAUUAAGAAGUUUGUCCACCGGAUCAACCCCAUUAAAGUCAGCCCGGUGGACAUGAUGAUGAACCUGAUGGAGAAGUACAGCAAACAUCUGGAGGUCCUGGUGGCUGAACGGACUCAGGAUCUGACCCACGAGAAACAGAAAACCGACCGGCUGCUUUAUAGUAUGCUCCCAAAGCAGGUCGCCGAUGACUUACGUCAGGGGAAACCAUCGCAGGCUCAGAGCUACGUCAGCGCUACCGUCUUCUUCAGUGACAUCGUGGGCUUCACUCAGCUGUCCAGCAGCAGCACGCCUUACCAGGUGGUGGACUUCCUCAACAAGCUCUACACAACCUUCGACGACAUCAUCGACAACCAUGACGUGUACAAGGUGGAGACCAUCGGAGACGCCUACAUGGUGGUGUCCGGCGUUCCUCUGGAGAACGGGAUCCUCCACGCCUCUGAGAUCGCCAGCAUGGCUCUGGACCUGGUGGGCGUCUGCCGGACCUUCAGGAUCCCCCACAAACCCGGCAUGCAGCUGCAGAUCCGAGGAGGGAUCCACUCCGGGCCGGUGGUGGCCGGGGUGGUGGGGACCAAGAUGCCGCGCUACUGCCUGUUUGGAGACACGGUGAACACGGCGUCCCGGAUGGAGUCCACCAGCCUGGCUCUGAAGAUCCAGUGCAGCUCCAGUGCCUUCUACCUGCUGGAGGAGAUCGGAGGCUACGUCCUGGAGUGUAGAGGAGUUCUGCAGGUCAAGGGCAAAGGAGACAUGGUGACCUACUGGCUGCAGGGGAAGAAGACGACUCCGCUUACCAAGAAUGUGAAGGAGUCUGAAGACAAACCCUCCAAGGGCGUUACCAUGGAGACCGAUGCGGAGGAGGAGCCGUACCCGUCCAUUCCCGGGUUCCUGAACGACGACCUCCUGAUGGAUCCCACCUGAAGACGCUCUCAGUUUGUGUUUGUUU
Messenger RNA from Oryzias melastigma (Indian medaka), 2797 nucleotides. Its product is annotated as atrial natriuretic peptide receptor 1. Gene Ontology annotation, molecular function: guanylate cyclase activity; protein kinase activity; ATP binding. The coding region runs from base 181 to 2772 and encodes 863 amino acids. The transcript is spliced from 23 exons. Gene Ontology annotation, biological process: intracellular signal transduction; cGMP biosynthetic process; protein phosphorylation. Lineage: Eukaryota; Metazoa; Chordata; Actinopteri; Beloniformes; Adrianichthyidae. The record is from RefSeq and is a predicted model, not a curated record.